This is a messenger RNA of Syngnathoides biaculeatus (alligator pipefish), 3238 nucleotides long. RefSeq names its product transmembrane protein 51a (gene tmem51a). The record is from RefSeq and is a predicted model, not a curated record. The transcript has 3 exons. Bases 399 to 1211 code for a protein of 270 amino acids. NCBI's taxonomy places the organism in Eukaryota, Metazoa, Chordata, Actinopteri, Syngnathiformes, Syngnathidae.
AACUCUACUCUCACUGAGGAGCUAGGGAAUGUCAGUCUGCUACGGGGUGCCUACAACAGCUGGGUUGCAGCCAAUGUGGAGGCACCAUGAACGGGGAUGGAGGAAGCAGAAACGGUGUGUGGAGGUAUCCAAUCUGGGCUAGCAGCUAAACCACAUGAGCCAGCUGUUCGCACCAUUGUGUUAGCCAUCGUAUGAACAACAAAAUGGAUUACAUUUGACUUCUCAGCUUUACCCUUAAGACAGGGAAAGUGCUGUAAUUUUGUAGUUGUGGAUACAUGGCUUAAGAGUAGUGUCAUUGAGUUCGACCAGCUAGCAUGCUACUGAGCGGACAGAACUCUUUUGGGAGUUUUUGACCUCAUUACACUUGACCAACUGACUGAGUGGGAGUGCCCGUCAAUAUGCGUUCCAGUCUGGAUGGACAAUUCAGCCCCCACAGCAGAGGACAUACAAAUGACAAUAAUAAUAACAACAACAACAACAACAGCAGCAGCAUCAAUGAGAACAGUGGAAAUUCUGGUUCCCAGUAUGCACUCUGCGCACUGGGUGUUGGACUCGUGGCCCUUGGCAUUGUCAUGAUUGUAUGGAGCGUGGUGCCUGCAGGCCCAACUGGUAACAACAAUAGUGGAGGAGAUGGUGAUUCUUCUGGAAACAGGAAAAGUAAAGCUUCCUCCGUGGCCUUUGUCCUGGUGGGCUCGGGGGUGGUCAUGCUGCUGUUGUCGUUGUGUCUGGGAAUGAGGAACAAACAGCGGGAGCAGCAGAGGCUCCAGGAGGCCCAGAAUCACAGAGGUGUGACAGCCAGGGAGAAUGGGGACGUAGAAAUUGCCGAGCAAGACACCGAGCGCUAUAACGUGCCCACCUAUGAAGAGGCAGUGGGUAGUGGCCAAUACCCUGUCCGUCAGAGUAACCUUCAGCCCAGCUCCUCCCAGCUCCCCUCAUACGAUGACUUGGUCCAAGUUGAUGGGGUGUAUUAUGAAUUUGAAGGUUCAGAAGUUACAGAUCCUGGAUCCCAGCCUGCCCUCGCUACUGGCCCAGUGACUGUUGUUGCUUCCGCGUCAAAUCGAAAACCUGGUAAAAGUGGCCGAAAGCUCCUUCCCAUCAAAAUCCGCCGGAUCAAGUCGGAGAAAAUACCCAAUUCUCAAUCGACAGCUGGAGUCAGUAUAGAACCUCUCACCCCGCCACCACAGUAUGAGGACAAGGUACCCCCCCUCUGACGAUGACCUUCAAACCAGCACAUUUCCUAGAAUCGUCCAUCAGAACCAGAUCAGGACUUGCCUUGAUGAACUUAUUCAAUGCAGUCCCCAUAGCAUCUUCUUGUCAGUUCCAAAGAACUAUGCCUUUUACAGAAAAACUUGCACUUCAACUUUUAACCAUAUGACACUGAGGUGGACAUGUACACACCAAAUAUCAUCUUCCGUCAUGCCAAAGUAUAUUCAUUUUGAUGGGCGGGAUCAUGAAAUUUCACUGGGGUUUAUUUGUGUGCACAUGAGGACCAGGACCAGUUGUUCAAGCCACUUUCACUGAAUUUAGCCUCCAGAAUGGACAACACUGGGUGCUGCAGGCUUGCUUGACCCCUUCUACCACAAUUGUUAACACCCACACCCGGAGUAACUUUGAUGUCCUCACUUUUUGAGCUUUGCAACAAAGACAAAACACCUUUGAUUAAUGUUGGUUUCUGUUCGAGCAGUAUCUUACUGUAUCUCACAAAUCAUUUCAUUACUUAUGGCCAACAUGCCUUGAUUGAAGAAACUGUACUGACAUUAGCAACAGUAUUAAAGUGGAACUGUAGUUUUUCAGUAAUGUGAAUAUCAUCACUGUGCCAGUGUGACCAACAAUCUUACAUUCAAACAUGAUGAUGCGCAUUCCCAAAUUCCACUUCAUAACGGGAAAGGCGUUAGCUUUUUAUGUUAGCUAUACUAUCAUAACAAUUGGAUGAUGCCUGGUGGGAUACAAUUGUGCUCAUUUGUGGCAGUGCCUUUCUCCUUUUUUGUUACAAUGGAGGAGGCAAAAAAAUAGAUAUUUUCUAUGGUAAUACUGAAUAUUAUACUCAGUGUCCAGUGCAGUAUUUUUACAUAUAAAAUGUGACUGCAUUUCCUUGCAAUCUCCUUUGUUGACAUUUGACUAAAAUUCCCUUGAACCACAUACACACACCAAGUGUUGAAAUUUGAAUGCAUUUUUAUAUUUAUACAUUUUAUAUUUUAGGAUUUGACAAUGUUGAGAAUGCUUUUUUUUGGCGUGUUUAAAGACAUAUGAUGACCCUACAGUUAACUUGUCACCAUUAAAAAUAGUUAACUUCUUCCAAAGAUUAUCAUUUUUACCCCAUGUACUCGUUAGGUAUGCAAGUUGUCUUAUCUCCCCAGUUUGCAAUUUGACUGCCCCUACCUCACUAGUUACUACAACCGAUUUCUGCUGUGCCCAAUUGAGUUGUUUUCUUGGCAUCCUGUAGGGAAUGAGGUCAACAAGGGAACAAUAGAAGCUUGUGAAAAGCCCAGGACCUUCACGCGGUCGUCAUGGGAAUAGUACUCAAGCUACGAAAGAAGCUACAUAGACUCCAAACCAUUGGAGGCCUUUUUUUUUUAAGUUCAAGAUCACCAACAGAGAGUCUCUUUGAGUGUGCAGCUGCACUGUUCUCACAGCAAGUCUUGCUCAUCAACCACAGCUUGACUCACAGCUCUGUUUUCACCUCCGAGUAUGCUGACAGUGAGCCACACACUACAAGUCUCCAUCCAGGGGCAAAUGUUUCUAUUAGCAUACACAUACCAAUACCUGCCAAAUGUAGGAUGAGAAUAACACACACAAUAAAUGGAUUGAACGUCGUAAGGGUCCUCUUGCCUUGGAAUCAAGUGGUUUAGUUAACAGGAAAAUAAAAAUAAAUGAUAGAUCACAAGCAGUUGUUCCAAGCAACAACAGUCAUUUAGUCAUGAACAUCUCCAGCAGUAACCUUUCUGUGUUGUAUUAACUUUGUUUCUGGUCAUGAAGUACCUCAUUUGCUUGCAAGAUUUUACAUUCUACAAAUGAAAUAUCAUUUCACGUCCAUUAUUAUUAAUAAUGUUUCUCGCUGACCAAUGAGAAUUCUAGAAAAAGUUCUGUUUUUUCCAUUGCAUGGACAGGUGCAUGCUGUUUGUGAUCCUUUUGUUAUGCAUUGUGAAAAUAUAAAGGUAAAAAUGCCUUUUGACCCAUGUAAACUGAAAGCAAAUUUAUUUUGGUACUAUUAAGUGGGAAUAAAAAGAGAUUUCGGACA